UCUAAGAGAGAAAAUGAGUUGAGAUUCCUUUCUCUGUUUAGAAUUUUAUCCCAUAAUCUUCUAAGUCGAUAUUGUCAACAAAUUGUAUUUUGUUCUCAUCACCAUUUGCAAAUAGUUAUCUCUUCACAACCAUCCAAAGCUUUAGAGGAAACGUGAAGAAAUGGAGAAUAUGGAAUCAACUGUUGGAAAUGAGCAGAAAAUGAAUAACGGUCUGAUACAUGAUAUUCUUGUAAAAAUCUUUUUAUGCCUCAACGUCGUGGAUGUUGCAGUUGCCUCCCUAGUUUGCAAAUCUUGGAAUAAUGCUUGUCGUGACCCAUCUCUCUGGAACAAGAUUGAUCUCUCCAGACUCCGUUCUUACUGCUUCAACAUACCAUUCAAUAAAGUUGGAGCUUACAGAUACUCAAGUUUGAAGAUGACUCAAUUCUUGAAACAUCUUCUUGAUCUGAGUAAUGGAAAUACCACCUACAUUAUAUUCAAUUUUUAUGUUUACUUAACCAAUGAACAGUUCAUCAUGGUGGCACAAAGGACGCCAAACCUGAAACGAGUUGUUCUACCAGAGACGGGUGAUUUCUCAAAAGCAGGAGUGGAUACCGUACUGAGCUUAUGGAGAGGUCUUGAAUCCAUUACCAUUACUUCCGCUGUGUCGAGUUAUUACAUGAUCCUAGCUCUUGGAAGACACUGCAACAACAUCACUGAGCUGAAAUUUUCUGAGGGCAACUUUGAAGAAAAACAUGCUGUGGCCUUGACUAAAUACACCCCGAAGUUGAAGAUAUUGAGCAUUCGGAAUUUAGCAACGAGCUUGAAGGCAUUGUUGUGUGUGCUGAAUUUCUUGGAAGAUUUGGAAAAGUUGAACAUAUGCAACAGUUUGAUUAUGGACACAUCAUAUCCUCACAUAGCAUUUGUAGAGGAUAGUGAUCUAGAGAACAUUUUGCCCACAUCGAGUAUGGAAAAGCUUAUAUACUGUGAAAGAGGAACGUGCUUGAGGUGCAUGAAUGGUAGAGACACUACUCGAAGCAGACAACCAGAUGGACCCCUUGAAGAUAUAUGGGGAGAGGAUGAGAUAGCAUCUCUUGUACAUUUGCCUCAACCUUCUGAGGCUGAAAGGUUUGCUACCAGACAUGUAAGAGUGCUACCGUUCAUGAAAAGAAUGAUGUACAACUCAAAUUGAUGAAGAGUAGCUACAUCAUCAUAGUUAAUUAUCUAAGUUACUAGUAAACAAAGACAUUUUUCUAUAUUUAAGUGUUUCUGCAUUGCAGGUGUGAACAUAUUUCAGUGUUUUCGAUCUUGCUUGUUUGAACAAUAUUUACUUAUGACAUAAUUCUAAUA
This is a messenger RNA of Vigna angularis (adzuki bean), 1326 nucleotides long. RefSeq names its product F-box/LRR-repeat protein At3g48880. Lineage: Eukaryota; Viridiplantae; Streptophyta; Magnoliopsida; Fabales; Fabaceae. The transcript is spliced from 4 exons. The record is from RefSeq and is a predicted model, not a curated record. The coding region runs from base 161 to 1168 and encodes 335 amino acids. Gene Ontology annotation, molecular function: protein binding.